This is a messenger RNA of Mobula hypostoma (lesser devil ray), 1443 nucleotides long. Its product is annotated as putative protein ARB2BP. The record is from RefSeq and is a predicted model, not a curated record. Gene Ontology annotation, biological process: regulatory ncRNA-mediated heterochromatin formation. Lineage: Eukaryota; Metazoa; Chordata; Chondrichthyes; Myliobatiformes; Myliobatidae. Gene Ontology annotation, cellular component: nucleus. Gene Ontology annotation, molecular function: siRNA binding.
AUGGAUAAUCCAUUACAACGGGAUAUUCGGUCCAUCAGUCUAUCCGCAGCAAUAAUUAACAAGCUACAGUCACAGUAUUUUGGUGGUACCUUUUAUUGGAGUAACAAAGUGAAAGAUCUGUUUGCAUACACUGUACAAGUUCUGACAUCGAUUCAUCCGCCUGUUAUUCGAUUCACUCAAUGUGUGUUGAAUCACUUGAAUAAUAGAUUUCUUGAUGAUGAGUUAAGAGAAUGGCAAGCUUUUGACCCUGUUGCUAUUGCAAACACAACUAAUUUUGAAUUUGGAAAAGGGAAUGUUGUACGACUGACAAAAAUUACUCAGCUACGACUAAGCGUGCCAGAACGGAAAACUGAUCACAUUUUGAUUAAAUCUCAUGAUAGAGUGACUCGAUGGUCUGUACUAUUUCGGAAAAUGGAAGAACGAAUUAUUCUUACACAAAUGGAAAAGGCAAAACGACUUAAGGAAUUCAACUAUAUUUUCAAUGAAAAAGGCCAACUGAGACACAUCGAAACGAACCAACCAUUUGUUUUCAAGCAGCACAAUGCAAUGAAUUUGGACCAUGAGUGGUACACUGCCUUCGGAACCAUUUUAGCCGAGUACAUAUAUGAACUAUUAGAGAAGGGAUGUGGAUUGAAACGACUCUACGUUCCUGAAGAUGCCGCAGAGGAUGAGCCAAAAAGUUUUUGUUUCAUGAGCGAAAGUGCUCUAAAUGCUCCUUCAAAGUUAAUUGUUUUCGUCCAAGAUCGCGGGGUUACGCGGGCUGGUGCAUGGUCCCAACAAUUGAUUGUGCACGAUUGUCUGGACACGGGCACACAAAUCCCCUUCAUUAAACGAGCUCUAAGCGAGCAAUAUGAGGUCAUGGUAUUAAAUCCCAAUGACAACUUCCUGGCAAUCGAGACGGGCCAUUCCGCAGAUGCGGAAUGUCCUCAAACUGAACACAAGGUUGAAAAGCUAAAAAGGGGGGUUGAAAGUCAUGAACAGCAUAUAUUGUACAUUUGGGACCACUUCCUAUCCGAAUGUGCUCCCAUGAGUGUGGCGUUCGUUGUUCACGGCUAUGGUGGCUUGGCGUUUGUGAGUCUGUUAACUGAACGUUCAGAGGUGAUGAACAAAGUAUAUACCGUGGCGUUCAUAAAUUCUAAUCACGAUGUAGAUCAUCAGGAUGUUGGCCCAGCGGAACGGGACUGGAUCGCAAAGAACUGCCGUAAAUGGUUACUGAGCAACAAACCUCUGGACAAGCCCGUCAGCUCUAUGAGGGCCGACUGUCCACAAGUUUCGGCAGGCACCGAAAACCAUGAUUUGGCGCCUGCAUCUUGCUUGCACCCUAUUUUCAAGUAUUUGAAGAAAGUUUCAAAUACACAGAAAACUAACCAAUUCACUAGGUCGCCAAUUGUUACAAGACGUUCAAGCAAGGAAAAACCAAGAAGAACAUCUGACAGUAAUUAG